This is a messenger RNA of Siniperca chuatsi (mandarin fish), 4045 nucleotides long. Its product is annotated as neurotrypsin. NCBI's taxonomy places the organism in Eukaryota, Metazoa, Chordata, Actinopteri, Centrarchiformes, Sinipercidae. The transcript is spliced from 14 exons. Gene Ontology annotation, biological process: proteolysis. Gene Ontology annotation, molecular function: serine-type endopeptidase activity. The record is from RefSeq and is a predicted model, not a curated record. The coding region runs from base 205 to 2718 and encodes 837 amino acids. Gene Ontology annotation, cellular component: membrane.
UCGGUAUGUCCUUUCCUCGCCAACAGCGCGUCAUUUUUAGCGCCGGAGGGAGCGGGUUGGAUGUCUGGAGCUGAGCUCAGAGCGGAGCACAGCCGGUGUCUUUGAGUGUGUUUUCCCGUCAGUUUGGAAUCGCUCGGAGAGGAAAGAUUACCAGGAGCAGCGCUGAGGUGGUGAAGGUGUGGAGGAGAUGGUUCCUGCAGCAGGAUGGACCGGAGGAAAGUCGUGCCCGGGUUCGUCCCCUGCUGUCUGUUACUGGCCCUGUCUGUCCCUGCAGAGGUCCAUGAAGGUGGGUACUUGAAUAUUGUGCAGAGUAAAGCUCUGCUCUCCUGUUCAGAAGGCUUUACCGAACUGGGCUACUAUAAUGGCUCAGUUUCCCACACGGACUCAGGCUCCCCCUGCCUGAAGUGGACAGACUUCCCAGACUAUAUGCAGCAGUACCCGGGCCGAGGCCUGGGGGAACAUAGCUUCUGCCGAAACCCAGACCGAGAGGCCAACCCCUGGUGCUUCUUCAGGCAGAGCUCUGGUGCCAUCGGCUGGGCCUACUGUGACUGCCAUCAGGGUGCAGCCAGAUUGGUGGGGGGGCCAUCAGACAACAGCGGACGUCUGGAGGUCUACCUGAAUGGCCAGUGGGGGGCAGUAUGUGACACGCACUGGACCGACCGUGAUGCCAGCGUCAUUUGCAGACAACUCGGACUGGGUGAGAUUGGCACAGCCCUGCAGCAUUCCUACUUCGGCCCAUGUUCCAUCUUCCACUAUGAGCGUCUGGGUUGCCGUGGUAAUGAGAAUUCCCUACUAGAGUGCCGGAGCAGGAAGUUUGUCACCACUGACUGUUACCAUGGCAACGAAGCAGGGGUGGUUUGUGCUGAACCUGAAGGCACUGGCAUCCCUUUGAGGCUGGUGGGAGGCCUGGAGGACUUUGAGGGCCGUGUUGAGGUGUACCAUGAUGGCAGGUGGGGAACCAUUUGCAAUGACCAGUGGGAUGACACUGAUGCUGAGGUGGUGUGCCGACAGUUGGGCCUGGGGGGCAUGGCCAAGGCAUGGACCCACUUCCGACAUGGUUUUGGUCCCAUCUUGCUGGAUGGGGUUCAGUGUACAGGCAAUGAACUCUGUCUGGAGGAGUGUCCUCAUAACAUCUGGGAGCAACACAGCUGUGACCACAUGGAAGACGCAGGGGUGUCCUGCAACCCAUACACAGUGUUGUCCUGUGUGGCUGCAGAUGGUGCAGUUCGUCUGGUGGGAGCAGACAGCCACUGGGAGGGUCGUGUGGAGAUUUACCACCAGGGAGAAUGGGGCACUGUGUGUGAUGACAACUGGACCGAGCUCAGCGCCAAGGUAGUGUGUAGACAGCUGGGUUUCAGCGGCCGAGCGGAGGUGGUUCCUAACGGGGUGUAUGAAGAAGGUCGCGGGCUGAUCAUGCUGGACGAGGUACAGUGUCGGGGAACAGAGGCCAGUUUACUGGCCUGCACCCACUCUGAGUGGGGCCAACAUGACUGCUCCCACAGUGAGGAUGUAGGUGUCCGCUGUGAGAAGAGAGGUGAUUCCAAUGAGAUAUCAGGCCUGUUGCCUCUUAUUGGUCCUCUGGUGCGUUUGGUUGCUGGAGAGAGCAGGAAGGAGGGUAGAGUGGAGGUCUUCAUUAAUGGCCAGUGGGGAAGCGUGUGUGAUGAUGGCUGGAAUGAUGUCAAUGCAGCUGUGGUUUGCAGACAGCUGGGAUUCACCGGUGUAGCUAAAGCUCGAUCCAUGGCGUAUUUUGGUGAGGGUCGAGGUCCCAUCCAUCUGGACAACGUUCAAUGCUUGGGCACCGAGAUAUCCUUAGGCCAGUGUCCGGCUGUGGGUCAAGAUGGCCAUGACUGUCGCCACAGUGAGGAUGCAGGUGUCAUCUGUGAUUACACCCUGGAUCCUGUGGGAGAUGGUGCCAUGGCAAUGCAGACCUGUGGCCUGCGUCUCAAUAACCAGCGUCGUCGACGCAGGAUCAUAGGAGGAGAUAAGUCACUGAGGGGUGAGUGGCCCUGGCAGGUGUCUCUGUGGCUCAGGUCUCAGUCUAAAGGCAAUCAUCCUCUGUGUGGAGCAUCACUUAUCAACCCCUGCUGGGUUGUGACCGCCGCCCACUGCUUUAAGAGAUUUGGCAGAGACCCCACCCGCUACGUGUUACGCCUGGGUGACUACCACACUGAGGAGCAGGAUGACUUUGAACGCACCUUGUCCCCUGAACGCAUCGUUAUCCACAGAAAGUACCACACUCAGGGCUGGGAGUACGACAUCGCCCUACUGCGGCUCAAAGGCACAGAGGGCAACUGUGUGGCAUUCAACCCUCAUAUUGGUGCAGUGUGUCUGCCAGAGCCAGGUAACAAGUGGGAGAAGAGGCCUGCUGCCUGUGUGAUCACUGGCUGGGGCAUCACAGACUCAGCGUAUUCCCGGACUCUGCUCCAGGCCUGGGUCCCCCUUCUACCAGCCUGGAAGUGUAAGAAGCGAUACGGUGAUCGCUUCACCAGCCGUAUGCUGUGUGCCGGGAGCCUGUCAGAGCACCACCGUGUGGACAGUUGUCAGGGUGAUAGUGGGGGUCCGCUGGUUUGCCAGGGGGAGGGGGGGCGUUGGAUGCUGACAGGAGUCAUCUCCUGGGGUCAUGGCUGUGGUAACCCUUCUUUCCCUGGGGUGUACACACGUGUUAGCAGGUUCCUGCGAUGGAUCGAGAAGGUCAUCAACAAACUCUACAACAACUAAUGAUGGAGAAUAACACUGGAUAACCAAUGUUAAGUGGCCUCAGGGCUUGUGGUAGGAGGUGUGUAUUGGUAAGAAUUAAGCCUGCUGGCCAUUGUUUCUGUGAUGUGCCUCCUGAACACCUACACUGAGCUUGUCGGAUCAUUUGUUUCUUUUAUCACUUCAAAAACCAUGUUAAUGAUAUUGUAUAAUGUCACGCAGUGUGAACUAAUGCCAAAUUUCCAUACAGUAGGGUUGGUAGGUAGCUUAUGUUGUAGAUUUGACAUUCGCCCAAACACCCAUGUGCCUGUUUCUUGCACGUCUUCAUCUAACCAGUUCAAUGGCUGCUUCUUUCAUCCCACGCUCACAAAAGGGUAUUUAAAACUGAUCUGCCAACACAAAAGCACUAAAAAAAACAACUUUUUCCUUAUCUUGCAGUGAAAACCAAUCAUUAGUGCUUGUAGAGUUAGCAGUGCUUUGCUGACCAAUAAGACUGCGUCACAAUAUUAGCCUUCCAAUGGGGUGCCUGUAGAAAGCUAUAAAUGUGAAGCUUCAUGGUUCCCAAGUUGAGAAUCUGAUCCGAAGUGGAAAAACCUGCCCGAACCCAACGUGCAGAAAUACAUUUUGAUUUAUCGACAGUACUAUUCCAGACAGAAUAGUAUCCAUCCAGACAGACUGGAUUAGAGAAAGACAUGUUGACACAUAGACCUGAGACUUGUGGCACUCGAAUUUGUAUCUGGCUACUAGGAACCAAGUGGACCCAUGAAGACCUCUACUGGUACAGUUAAAUAAUGCUAUACUAAGCCAGUCAUGUGAAAAGUUGAAUGACAUUGCACUAAAAAACAUGCUUUACAAUCACACUGGGUCACCUGUAAUUACAGGUCUAUAAUAACAUUUACUAUCAACUACCAUAAAGUUAAAAAAAAAUAAGCUAGUCCAUUGAUAGGCUGUCUACUCAUUGCUUAGGACCAAGACUGAAUUACCAAUCAGACAAAACGGUCACAUUUAAGUGUCAAGCUGGGAAACAGGGAGAGGACCCAAAUGCAGACAGCAGGUUCAGUUCAGUUGUUUUAAUGAAAAGAACAAGGCUUACUCCGGCUCUAGACAGGCAGUGGUCACAACGAGGUAAGCAGUCAAAAAAGGCAAACAAGUCCAGCAGGGAGCCAGCAAAAACCAAAAGUCCAUAAACAAAGGUACACCAGAAACACAGCAUUAAUCCAAGAGACAAAUGGUAAAUGGACUGUACUUAUAUAGCGCCUUUCUGACUACUCAGAGUGCUUCAACUACAUAUCACAUUCACCCCAUUUACACACAUUCAUACAGCGAUGGCAGAACUGCUCAUCAAAAUAAC